CAAAUCAUCACUUUAAGAACAAGAAAAAAGAAGACCAAAGUUAAUAGCAGUAGUUAGAACUAGUACAUCGUAUGGCAGGAACCAGGGAAAUGUUCUGUACACUGGCAACUGACAGAUUAUUCCCUGCGAAAUCUCCUCUUCUAGGCCAUCUUUCCGGCCGGAGAAGCAAGUUUUUUUCGUCCACCACUUCGUUCAUUUCAGGCAAGAGAAGAUUAAUGCGAGCAAGGAAGGUGGAGUCAACCCCCAUGGCAGCUCUGACUGAGGUUGAAUCGAUCGAAGAUGACCAGGAAAUUCCAGUGCAAUUCAAGUUGACAGCGCUGGUGACAGUCAAGUAUGACACCAAGGAACACGUGAAGGAUUUCAUGCUUCGUUGGUUGGAUUCUCAAGGCGGCGUUACCAAGAAGGGUGUCAUUCUCCAGCUUGUUAGCACCCAAAUUGACUUAAGGACUGGAAAGCCAAAGAUGAGCAAGGAAGCUACAAUAGACUGGUCCAGAACCCUGAACAAUUAUUCUGACAAAGUUAGUAGUCACAAAGUUCAAUUUCUUGUUGAUACAAACUUUGGGGUCCCUGGAGCUAUGAUCGUGACCAACAAAUAUGAACAGGAGUUCUAUCUGGAAAGCAUCGCCAUCGAAGGCUUUGCUUAUUUUGCUUGCAACUCUUGGGUUCAACCACAUAGGCUCCAAGCAGAGAAAAGGAUCUUCUUUUCUAACAAGGCAUAUUUACCUUGUGAAACGCCGGUAGGACUGAAAGAGCUAAGAGAAAAGGAACUAAGGCAAUUAAGGGGUAAUGGAGAGGGUGUUAGGGCAUUAUCAGAUAGAAUAUAUGACUACGAUGUUUACAAUGACUUAGGAUGUCCAGACGGAGGAAUUGAAUUUACAAGGCCAAUUUUAGGAGGUGAAAAAUGCCCAUAUCCACGACGCUGCAGGACUGGACGCCCUCCAACUAAUACAGAUGUGAAUGCAGAGUCUCCUAUCAACGAAUUGGUUCCUAUGUAUGUGCCGAGAGAUGAAGCAUAUGAGGAGCUGAAGAAAGAAACAAUCGCAGCAGGAAAGAGGAAGGGGCUGCUUAAUAAUUUGGUUCCAUGGCUAAAGGAUGUUUCAACUGAUAAUGAUGCUAUCCAAACGUUCUCUGAAAUCUAUGAUCUCUACAAAGAGAGCCCUUCCCUGGAAAUCAAGUCACAUAAACAAGACGGAUUUAGGGAGAAACCUCAUUUCCUGAUAACGAUUAAUAAGAUGAUCAAAGAAUCCACUAGAGACAUUUUCAAGUUCGAUCCACCAAAUAUCAUCUCCAGGGAUCCAUCGUGUUGUGUACGAGAUGAUGAAUUGGGUCGUUUAACACUCGCCGGUAUGAACCCCUUAAGCAUAGAAAGGCUAAAGACAUUUCCGCCUGUAAGCACUCUGGAUCCCUCCGUCUAUGGUCCAAAAGAGUCAGCAAUAAGAGAAGAACACAUCACAUGCCAUCUCAAUGGCAUGUCCGUUCAACAGGCACUAGAAGAGGUUAAGUUGUUCAUUCUCGAUUACCAUGAUGUCUACCUUCCGUAUCUUAACCGCAUAAAUGCUCAUCAAAAUCGAAAAGCCUAUGCAACUCGAACAAUUUUCCUCUUGACACCGAUGGGAACUUUGAAGCCAAUUGCUAUUGAGCUCAGCCUCCCACCCACAAACCCGAAUUCACCUUCAAAGCAGGUUCUCACCCCCCCAGCUGAUGGCACUAGCAGCUGGUUGUGGCAACUUGGCAAAGCCCAUGUAUGCUCAAAUGAUUCCGGUUCUCAUCAACUCAUCCAUCAUUGGCUACGAGUCCAUGCAUGCAUGGAGCCAUUUAUCAUAGCGGCGCACCGACAACUAAGCAUAAUGCAUCCAAUUUACAGGCUUCUUCAGCCUCACAUGCGAUACACGUUGGCAACAAAUGCACAGGCUCGCGAGGUUCUCAUCAAUGCUGAAGGAAUCAUCGAGUCUUUCUUCUCCACCGUAGAAUGUUCUAUGGAGAUUACUGCUCCCGUUUAUCGAAAUUGGUGGCGCUUUGACAUGGACAGCCUCCCUGCAGACCUCAUUAGAAGAGGGAUUGCAGUGCCAGACCAAACCCAGCCACAUGGACUUAAACUACUUAUUGAAGACUACCCAUAUGCCAAUGAUGGGUUGUUGAUAUGGUCUGCCAUUGAGGACCUUGCUCAGACCUAUGUAAAGUACUACUACUCUGAGGCAAGUAAAAUUCAAUCAGACUCAGAACUCAAUGCCUGGUAUUAUGAAUCAAUCAAUGUAGGCCACGCUGAUAUCCGCCAUGCCAACUGGUGGCCUAAACUCUCAACUCCAGAUGAUCUCGUCUCCAUACUCACCAUCAUUAUUUGGGUUACAUCAGCAAAACAUGCUGCAGUGAACUUUGGGCAAUAUCAUUAUGGUGGAUAUGUCCCAGUGCGUCCACCGCACAUGCGGCGACUACUGCCAAAUGAGAAUGAUCCGGAGUAUGCAACUUUCCUUGCAGAUCCAGAGGGAUAUUUCUUGUCAUCAUUGCCGAGUUUGCGUGAAACAACAUAUUUCAUGUCUGUUCUUGGCAUACUCUCCGCACAUUCAACUGAUGAAGAGUAUUUAGGAGAUAGAAAAGACUUUUCAGCUUGGACAGGAGACCCUGAAAUUAUUGAGGCCUUCCACAAAUUUUCAAUAGAGAUGAGAAGGAUAGAAGAAGAGAUAGAAAAGAGAAAUGCUGAUCCAAAGCUUAGGAAUAGAUGUGGGGCUGGCGUUUCACCAUAUGAGCUGCUUAUUCCAUCCUCAGGACCUGGAGUUACCAGUAGAGGAGUACCUAACAGCAUAACAACAUGAAGGGGAAUCUCCUGAUUUCUUGAAGUUGUUGACAAUUAAAAAUACAAUUUGAUGGAACAUAUCAAUGCCUAUAUAUGCAGCUAGAAAGUUACUAGCUCGAAUUUGUAUUGUAUUUUGUCCAAUAAUUAAAGAAUUAGUAUUGGAUUAUUACCUAUUUUAAUCAACUUUUCUACCACUUCGAACGAAUGGUUUGAACU
Molecule: messenger RNA, 3007 nt
Organism: Theobroma cacao (cacao)
Lineage: Eukaryota; Viridiplantae; Streptophyta; Magnoliopsida; Malvales; Malvaceae
Product: lipoxygenase 3, chloroplastic-like
Biological process (GO): lipid oxidation
Molecular function (GO): protein binding; oxidoreductase activity, acting on single donors with incorporation of molecular oxygen, incorporation of two atoms of oxygen; metal ion binding
Source: RefSeq, a predicted model, not a curated record